AUGAAGGGUGAGAUUGAAGUUAGAGACGCUUCGAAUGAGUCGCUGGUUGUGUUCAGCACAUCAGUACCGAACGCGACAGAUAAUUUCGGUGGGAUGCCACCGAAAUGUUGCACCAUUUUCGGUUGGAUUUCACCGGUGAGAAACUUAAUAUUCGGUGGGGAUCCACCUAACUUAUUGCCGACCACAAAUUUAAUCCAAGUUAUUUUGAUCUUACUCCCAUUGAAGGAACAAAAUCAAGGUGACGCCCCUACUGAAGGCAACAAUGUGGGAACAGAAUGUGUAAUGGACUAUAGUGAUCAAUUCACAACUUAUUCGAUAUUCAAUGGUAGAGAUGCAUUACUUCGAUGGGCUCGUGAACAAGGAAAAUUGAAUAAUAUUGUCAUUGUAAUUAAAAGGUCUGAUUAUGGAGGUGAGGGCAAGAGGAGACCUCGUGUAAUACUUGCUUGUGAGAGGAACGGUAACUAUAAGUCUUGCAAGUCUAGUGAGACAACUGAUAUAAGGUCGGAUGCAAAUAGUGAUAUGAAAAAAUGUGCUAGGGACACUGGUACCAAGAAAUGUGGAUGCCCAUUCUUGUUAAAAGGUGUCAAUAUUGGUGAUGGGGAUGAUUGGAAGUUGGAGGUGGUUUGUGGAGUACACAACCAUCCUAUUUCAGAGUAUCUUCAAGGUCAUUCAUUUGUGGGGCGACUUACUGAAGAGAAGAAUGCCUUGUUGGUGGACAUGUCUAAGAGUUUGGUGAAACCCAGAGAUAUUUUGGUCACCAUUAAAGAUAGAGAUGCAAUGAAUGUUUCAACUAUGAAGACAAUAUACAAUGCUAGGAUCCGAAAUAGAACCAAAGAAUUUGCUGGGAGAACCCAAAUGCAACAAUUGCUUACUAAGUUAUUCGAACACAAUUAUAUUGAGUGGCAUAGGACAUCUGGUGAUAUUGUAACUGACCUGUUUUGGACACACCCCAUUAAUAUUGAUAUUUUGAGCGCAUUUCCACAUGUACUUAUCAUGGAUUGCACCUAUAAGACUAAUAGGUAUCGUUUCCCACUAUUGCAAAUUGUGGGGGUGACAUAUACUAAUAUGACAUUCUCUGUUGCGUAUGUGUAUAUGAAUGCCGAGAAGGAAGACAAUUACACAUGGGCAUUGACUGCGUUGAGGAGUUUGUUGGAUGAUAAUUGUCUUCCUGGUGUUAUUGUCACCGAUCGAGAGUUAGCACUCAUGAAUUCUAUUACGUCUAUAUUUCCGAAAGCACAACAUUUAUUAUGUAGAUGGCAUAUUAACAAAGGAGUGUUGGCAAACUGCAAGAAGUUAUUUGGGACCCUCAAACAAUGGAAGCAAUUUGAUGAGGAUUGGAAUACUUUGGAUAGGUUUGUGGCCGCAUGGAUAGACACUUGUAUGCAUCUUGGAUCGACGAUCUCAAAUAGAGCGGAAAGUGCACAUGUAAAGUUGAAGCGACAGCUCCGCUCAAGCCAACUUAACUUUGAGAGAUCAUGGGUAACUAUACACUCAUUGUUAGAGCUAGAGCACACAGAGAUUAAGGCAUUUUUUGAAAAGAGUCGAUGUUUUAUUCAACAUAGGUUCAGGCAUCCGGAGUUGAGAGAGUUAGUAGGUUUUGUUUCUAUAAAGGCUUUGAGUGUAAUUGUGUGCGAGCUAGAAAGGUUAGAGACAGAUAGGGUGGAUGCUUUGUCAUGUGGUUGUGCUAUUCGUCGAACCCACCAAUUACCAUGUGCACAUGAAAUUGCGGAGUAUAGAGAGCAUGGUGUACCAAUACCACUUGAUGUCGUGCAUUCACAUUGGAGGAAAUUAGAUAUCAUCAAUAUAGGAAACAGUAGUCAUGGCACAACUUCACCAGGAAGGUCACAACUACAAAGAUUCAAUAUGUGGUAUGAACAACAAGAUGGUGAGAAGAAGAGACAAGCCCACAUGACACUGGAGGAGCUAAUGAACCCUGGUUCUAUUGCGCUUACUGAACCAAAAGAGAAGUUGAAGACCAAAGGGAGACCACGAAAAGUCGACACUUCUACUCGUCAUUUGCCAUUUGCAUUUGAGAUUGCUAAGGCCUCCAUUGCUCUACCUAAAAAUAAACCAAAGCAAAGCCUCACUUCCUCACUCAAAAUAAAACCGAAGAAAAGUACCAUUGCAGUGCCAAAAAAAAGAAACAUGGUUGCUUCUAGUUCCAUGUUGUCUAAUCCAAAAAAAAUUAAGCUCUAUAAGCCUCGUGAAAACCAGUCAACGUUCGAUACAUAUAUGCAUAUAGAGAAAUUCCCAAGAGGAGCAACCGCUGCACUAGACACAGGAAUGCCUAAAAUAGAUGACACAUCAUCCAAUGUGAUGGUCAUCUCACCAAAAGACAUGUGA
Prunus armeniaca (apricot) is the source of this 2343-nucleotide messenger RNA. Lineage: Eukaryota; Viridiplantae; Streptophyta; Magnoliopsida; Rosales; Rosaceae. The record is from the annotation of a GenBank genome assembly.